Molecule: messenger RNA, 1756 nt
Organism: Sorghum bicolor (sorghum)
Lineage: Eukaryota; Viridiplantae; Streptophyta; Magnoliopsida; Poales; Poaceae
Product: probable indole-3-pyruvate monooxygenase YUCCA1
Exons: 4
Coding region: 348-1616 (422 amino acids)
Biological process (GO): auxin biosynthetic process
Molecular function (GO): flavin adenine dinucleotide binding; N,N-dimethylaniline monooxygenase activity; NADP binding
Source: RefSeq, a predicted model, not a curated record
CAAACUCCCUUCCAAUAGUACUACUAGUACCACUACUACAAGCAGCUAGCACAACGACGUCGGGAGGGAGGAGCAGGAGAGCACUGCGUUCCGUCUGCGCGCUGUGCAAAGUCCGCAAGGCGUUGAAGCGUAGCGCAGUACUCCUACUCUUACUACGUAGUAGUACGUGCUCUACACCCAAACCCCUAUAAAACCCCUUCCACAGUAAAACCAAACCCCAAGAGCACUUGUCAUCGCACGGUAAAAAAAAACCGCAGCCACACACACACACGCACGCACCGGCCGUCCGGCGUCCGGCCAGCAGCAGGCUCGCUAGCUCCAAAGUCCAAGCAAGGGCGGCGCGCGCGAUGGACAUGGACGACGACAUGGCGCGGCAGCAAGAAGAAGAACAAGGCCGCGCGCGCGCGGCGUGGGUCCCCGGCGCGGUCAUCGUCGGCGCGGGCCCGUCGGGCCUUGCCGCGGCGGCGUGCCUGGCGGCGCGCGGGGUGCCGGCCACGGUGCUGGAGAUGUCGGACUCGCUGGCGUCCACGUGGCGGCACCGCACCUACGACCGCCUGACGCUCCACCUCCCCAAGCGCUUCUGCGAGCUGCCGCUGCUCCCGUUCCCGCCGGGUUACCCGGCGUACCCGUCCAAGGACCAGUUCGUGGCCUACCUGGAGUCGUACGCCGCGGCGGCGGGCGUGGCGCCGCGGUUCGGGUGCCGCGUCGAGGAGGCCGCGUUCGACGCGGGCGCCGGGGCGUGGGCGGUGCGCGUGGCGGGCGAGGGCGAGGGGAGCGGCGGCGAGCUGCUCCUCCUGGCGCGGUGGCUGGUGGUGGCCACGGGGGAGAACGCGGUGCCGCGGACGCCGGACCUGCCGGGGGCGCCGGAGAGGUUCGCGGGCCGCGUCCUGCACACGUGCGACUACAAGUCCGGGGAGGAGUUCGCCGGGAAGAAGGUGCUGGUGGUCGGGUGCGGCAACUCCGGCAUGGAGGUCAGCCUGGAUUUGUGCCGGCAUGGCGCCACGCCCUCGAUGGUGGUGCGCAACACGGUUCAUGUGCUGCCGAGGGAGAUGCUGGGUGUGUCGACGUUCGGCAUCGCCAUGGCGCUGCUGAAGCUGCUCCCCGUGCAGGUGGUGGACCGGAUCCUGCUGGCGGCGGCGCGGCUGGCGCUGGGCGACACGGGCAAGCUCGGGCUGAGGCGUCCCAAGACGGGGCCCAUCGAGCUGAAGAACCUCACCGGCAGAACCCCUGUGCUGGACGUCGGGACGCUAGCCCACAUCAAAACCGGCAAAAUUAAGGUAGUGGGAGCAGUGAAGGAGGUGACCCAGCGCGGGGUCAGGUUCGCGGACGGCAAGGAGGAGCAGUUCGACGCAAUAAUACAGGCCACGGGAUACAGGAGCAACGUGCCGUCCUGGCUCAAGGAUGGAGGUGACGUGUUCACGAGAGAAGGGAUGCCGAGAAUUCCAUUCCCCAACGGCUGGAAAGGGAAGAACGGGCUGUACACCGUCGGGUUCUCGCAGAGGGGGCUGCUCGGCGCCUCGGCGGACGCCCUCAACAUCGCCAGAGACAUACAUUCUCAGUGGAAGCAGGACAUGAUGAGCAGACCCGCCGGUAACAAGUAUUGUGCUUCAAUGUAAAACGAUAACAAUGCUGUGUUGACUGAUGGAUUGACCCUCGUGUAAAUGUACAGAACCCCAAGUGGUUUAUACUAUUGAUGUCUCCAAAAGGUAGCAUUGUGUAUGUACUGCUACAUGACAACAUGGUUUUUGUUCGCCCA